Procambarus clarkii (red swamp crayfish) is the source of this 1064-nucleotide messenger RNA. It is a transcript of the gene mEFTs, whose product is annotated as elongation factor Ts, mitochondrial. The record is from RefSeq and is a predicted model, not a curated record. Gene Ontology annotation, cellular component: mitochondrial matrix. Gene Ontology annotation, biological process: mitochondrial translational elongation. Gene Ontology annotation, molecular function: protein binding; translation elongation factor activity. NCBI's taxonomy places the organism in Eukaryota, Metazoa, Arthropoda, Malacostraca, Decapoda, Cambaridae.
ACUCGCUAGUCGCUACUCUUAGCAAUUGGGAUGACCCCCCCCCCCUGUGGAGGCGUCGUCUACUGCCCGGCCACAACACCCGGCGUCUGAAGCCUCCUUCACCUGGCUCGUCAUGUCGUCGCUAUGGAUAACUCGGAUACCUCUACUUAGAGAGUUGAAAUGGUACCAAACGAAAGACAAGAAGCUACUUCAUAUGUACAAGGCUUUGUCUGCAGUUGACAAAAAUCAUUUGGCAAAACUCCGCAAACAAACUGGCUUCUCCAUUAGUAAUUGCAAGAAAGCUUUGGAAAUGCAUAACAAUGAUUUUGAAAAGGCUGAAACUUGGUUACAAGCUGAGGCGCAGUCACAAGGUUGGGAAAAAGCCAUGAAAUUAUCCAGUCGCAAGACAACGCAGGGUCUUGUUGGCAUCCAUAUUGAGGGGGACAAAGGUGCUAUGGUUGAAGUCAACUGUGAAACGGACUUUGUAGCCCGGAAUGACACGUUCAAGACUUUGGUGGCUCAGAUAGCAAGGGAAUGCAUUAGCUCCACACCUUCAAUUUUAAAUCAUGCUGUAACAAAGGCAAAGUUAUCACAAGAGCAGUUGAAAACCUUGGUAACGAGUGAGGGUAAAACCUUGGGAGACGUCGCAGCCCUUGCUAUUGGCAGUAUUGGAGAGAACAUAAGUCUGUCUCGUGCUGUACAAGUAAGAGGGUCUGCUGGAAUUCAUCUUGUUGGUUAUAGUCACCCAAGCACUCCAGACCAGAACCUUGCAACUGGCAAGUUUGGGGUAAUUCUGGCACUGAAGACUUCCCAUGAGCUGAGUGAGGUUGCAAGAGAACUGUGUAUACAUGUUAUAGGUAUGAACCCAAAAACAGUUGGGACAUUAUCUGACCCAAAGGCUCCCAACCCUGAUGAAGAAACCAUUCUUGUUCAUCAAGAAUUCCUCGUGGACCCUACAAAGACUGUUGGUGAAGUGCUACAAGAAGAAAACAUAGAAAUAUUAGAUUUUAUUAGAUUUGGGAUGGGAGAGCAGAAUGUUGAAUAAAUAUUUAUACAAUUUUAAUUUUAAUAAAAAUUUGAAUUUA